Prorocentrum cordatum is the source of this 2251-nucleotide messenger RNA. NCBI's taxonomy places the organism in Eukaryota, Dinophyceae, Prorocentrales, Prorocentraceae. The record is from the annotation of a GenBank genome assembly.
GCGCCGCCGCGGCGCUGGCGCUGACGAGCGCGGCGAGGAGCGCCGCUGGCUCCAGGGUGGUCUCCGCCGGCGCGCCGCCCGCUGGACACGACCCGCGGGGAUGGAGCUGGCGAUGAAGCGCAGCCGGCAGCUGGCAGCGCAGUUGCCUCCUAUGGAGGGCAGCGUUGUGUACAAGCGGGGCUGGACUAUCGACGAGGCUCUCGAGCAGCACCAGUGCCUGAUGAGGCAGCAUGAGCUCCAGACCUCCAUCGGCGAGAACCACGCCGCGGUGAGGCGGGCUCAGGCGGAGUUCGCGCAGCUCUCCGCCAUGGAGUCGGCGGCCGAGCUCCGGAGGGCGCUGGCGGGGAUGACCUCCCUGUCCGACGAGCGCGUGCAGUCUCCCGUUCCUGGAGACCACCCCCGCAUCGAGCCUAUGUCGCAAGCUGUGCCGCGAUGGGGCUUCCUCACCGUGGUGGACACUGUGUCGAACCAGCCAGGGCGGGAGAUGGCCGCACUGCUAUUGGCGAUGGACGAGCACGAGGGCCAGUACGUGGUCCCAGCCGACGUCUUCAAUCCCGCCUUCGUGGUGGGGGCUGCGGAGGUCGCCGGAGCCGACGACAAUGGGGAUCCGGUGGGCGACGAGAUCAUCGCGAUCGCGUACAUCGUGCUGCCCCACUCCCUCGCCACGUUCAGCUCGGAGAUGCAGACCGGCGAUGCCGCGCCUUUCGGCGAGGCGGGCCUCUGGCCCGACGAAUCGUCGGUAUGGAUGGCGGCCCCUUUUGGGUUCCAUCCGCCGGGCCACGGGGACUUCGACGAGGGCGCGCGCCUCUUGGCGGAGGGCCGCGAGGCCAAACAGCCCAGGCCGACCGCUGCUUCCAACGCCGCCGACAUCGCGAGCCUCAGGGGCCAAGUGGAGGGCGUCCUGGAGCAGCAGGGCGCUCUCGUCGACAGCCUUGCAAGGAUCGAGAGGGCCCUCGGUGCCGGGCGAGGCGCUGGGCCACCUCCACCUGCCCAGAAUCCAGGAGGCUUCCGGUCCGCCAUUUCCGCGGUGGCCUCGGGCGGCUUGCAAUCCCUGUUCGGCCGCAGCCGCUCGGGCUCUCCUGGCCUUCCCGGGGACGGGCGCGCCAUCCAGCCGCCCGGCGGUUCCACGGCGUGUGGGGCGGUGCCGAAAGGGAGCACUAGGCGCGGCGCGUGCACUGGCUGGAGCAGCGCCGGCGCGGGCCACGCCUAUCGCCGGACCGCACUAGGGAUGAGCAAUUUGGACGGGCAGAGCGCAAUCGUCGAAGCUCUGCAGGCGCUGGCUGCCCAGAGCCAGGCCACGACGUCCUUGCUCGCGCGCCAGGGCGCCACAGCAGGGGACCCCCUGCAGACGCUGAUGGCCGGAUCCGAGGAAGCGGGAGGAAGCGCCAAGCUUCCUGGAGCAAAGGGGGCGGCGGCAAUGGAGUUGUUCAGGAGGCAGCUCGAGAGCAACCCGGCACGGGGUGUCGCAUACCUUGCGUACGGCCUGGCGACCGCGGCAAACCAGAUGCAGGCCCAGCUAUGGGAGCGCGCCGAGGCCACCUUGAUGCUCCUGCUCUGCGCAGUCGAGCAGGCCUCGCUCGACCAGGGCCGCUGGUCGAUGGCAUGGCUGCUGACGCACCUCCCAGAGCCCCCCUGGAACGCCUUCGGUCAGAUCCCAGCGCAGGACCCACUGCGCCCGUUCGGCCGGCUGUCCUGUCCGAGCUGGACCGCGGCAGCGAUGGUUUUCGUCAAGGACGCCGCUGCACUCAGCGAGCUCCGCCGCCGCGGAGCCGGCCUGAGGCAGGAGGCCUGCAAUGCACCAGAAUUCAUGAGCGUGCUGGGCACCACAGGCCGGCCGCGGCUCCCCGCUCUCGACGCCGCCGACAGCGGCAGCGUCGCCGCCGCCCUCAGCUACGUGCAGACAUGGAUCGUAGCCGAGCUGAGGAGGAAGGUGGAGCUGAGCCGCCGCCCGCCCAUCUCAAUGGGCGGCCGCGGGACGGCUAAGCUGGAGGCGAUGGCCGAGUACGCGGCCAGGAUCUUGCGAGCGCAGCCGGGGGACGAGCUUUCUGCGCCCGCGAAGCUUGUAGGAGGAGAUUUCGUCGCCUCGCGCGCGGAGUUCCUGAGCGUGGACGCCGAUUACAACCCAGUGCAGGAUCUGGGCGUGCUCGAGGCCGCAUGCUUCCUCGACCCGUCGUUGCUGGAGGCUCUGGAUCGCGUAGGUACCCGGUGGCACGUUCAGCCGGGCUUCGAGGCCCCCUUGCCGCAGCGCUAG